Molecule: messenger RNA, 4276 nt
Organism: Chelonia mydas (Green sea turtle)
Lineage: Eukaryota; Metazoa; Chordata; Testudines; Cheloniidae
Gene: FOXI2
Product: forkhead box I2
Exons: 3
Coding region: 338-1486 (382 amino acids)
Biological process (GO): cell differentiation; anatomical structure morphogenesis; regulation of transcription by RNA polymerase II
Molecular function (GO): DNA-binding transcription factor activity, RNA polymerase II-specific; RNA polymerase II cis-regulatory region sequence-specific DNA binding
Source: RefSeq, a predicted model, not a curated record
GCAGAGGACGGGGUGGCCUGUGGGGGGUGCAGGAGGAAGUUGAGAGGUGCAUGUGGGGGUAGUGUGGGUUGAGCAGAGGGUGCGGAGAGGCUGUGCCCAGGGUAGGUGUGGCAGCCCGUUGGUUGAGUGGAGGUGGAGUGGCGAAUGGGCGGUGCUGCCCCCUGCUCCAGCCUGUUUUUGCUAUUUGCUCUCUGGUUUGAGGUCGCCUGCAGCCUGAGUCUACCCCAGGCCAUUAUUUAAAUGCCUUUCCCUAGUGCCUGGGAGCUCAGUAGUCCGAGACAUCCAGGGCUGAUGAUCUGUGCUCCAGUCCUUCAAACUCCACCGAUCACAGGGGAUUAUGAACUCUUUUGGGCAGCAGCCCGCAAAUCCACAGUCGGCCCCCCUCCAGCAUCCCAAUGCACAGGAUUUACUGGACAUGGCGGUGUACUGUGAUAACCUAAUGUACCCGCAAAACCUGCACCACCAUCACCACCCACAGAGGCCAUCAGCUCAUCCAGCAGGCUAUGGGCUGAGCGAAUAUAGCCCCCCAGCAGCGAACCCCUACCUCUGGAUCAAUGGACCUGCCAUCAACUCGUCUCCUUAUCUCUCUGGGACUAAUGGGACUUCUUUCAUCCCCUCAGGUUAUGGGACCAGCCAGAGACAGUUCCUGGCCCCUGCAUCAGGCUUUGCAGGGGCAGAUCUCAGCUGGUUAUCUCUCUCCAGCCAGCAGGAGUUUUUUAAAAUGGUGAGGCCCCCCUACUCCUACUCGGCUCUGAUAGCGAUGGCCAUCCAAAACGCUCCGGAGAAGAAGUUGACCUUGAGUCAGAUUUACCAGUACGUGGCCGAAAACUUCCCUUUUUACAAGAAGAGCAAAGCUGGCUGGCAGAACUCCAUCAGGCACAACCUGUCCCUCAACGACUGCUUUAAGAAAGUGCCCAGGGAUGAAGACGAUCCAGGGAAAGGCAAUUACUGGACCCUAGACCCGAACUGCGAGAAAAUGUUCGACAACGGCAAUUUUCGAAGGAAGAGGAAAAGGCGGUCGGACGCUCAUGGGUCCAGCGCCCCGGGAGCGCCCCACAAAGCGGAAGACAAGAGCGGCGGUGCCUUGAAGUCUCCAGACUCCUCGGGCCUGGGGGGCCUGGGCUCCCCUGCACCGCAGCACUCUCCCGCCGCCGGGAGCGGGCCCAAGUCCUCCCCCACGCCCGCGCUCCAGCGGAGCCCGUGUUUCUCCAGCUUUGCCUCCAACAUGCAGGCCAUUGUCCAUGGGAACCAGGGCUUCGCGAGGCAGCUCUCGGGAGGGCUGGCGGGCGAGUUUUCACACGGGAGGCAAGAUGUGCCUGCUCCGAGUUCCUGCUCCGCUUCCAGCAGCGGCACUGCCCAGAACUCCGAACCGAGUCCCCUGGCCCACUCGAGAAUGAACGGCUGCGCCAGCGGCCAGCCAAGUGGGCUCAUUAACAGCUUCAGCGUCAACCAUCUGAUUUAUAGCAGGGAGGGGACAGAAGUUUGAACUGACUGUGGAAUAACUUCGGUGCAAAUCACAGAAGCCAUGUUCUGUGCCUAGAAGUUUGUACAUACCGUGGUACCCAAAAUAGUUUCUUGUUAGUUUUGGACACUGUGUUAUUGUGCCUUAGAACGAACACACACACACACACACACACACACACGAAUUAAAUGUCUAUAGACUCUAUUUGACUGAGGUGUCCCCACACCCAGAAUCCCAUCCAGUAGUUUGUUUACAGUAUUGAUGCUAUGCAUACAGAUCUAGACGACUGACCUUAACAAAAUGCACUAAUACACAAGAUAGGAAUAUUUUUGUAAUAUAUACAUUAUAUAUAAUGGCUCUGUACAGCUGUUAGAAUAAAGUAACCCUUUUUUGAAAAUCGAGGUGAGAGCGCCUAGACGUGACAUUCCCAUGUAAUGUGCUGCUGAUCUCUGCAAUCUAGGUAACAAAAAGCUCCCCAAUCGUGUGGGUUUUUUUUUUUUUUUUUUUAAUUCUAACGCGAUGCAAAACUAUUUUCUUCUUUUCUACGUUUUAUGGAAUUAUAACAUUUUUCCAUCUAAUACUUAAAAUUAAAAUGGCUUUUCCUGACAGACGACAAUGAGGUUUAUUUGUUCUUUCAGGUUUUUCCGUUUAGAAAAUGACUUCGGGGUUUCAAACUGUCAUUGUUCUGUAUACACGGUAUAUUUUUCAGUCUGAGAGGCACCAGUCCCGGAAUGCUAAUGUUGGCAAUACCAAAAAGAGGCUCUUUCAGCUUGGUAUAAUUGAGAUAUUGGACACACUAUAUGCAUGGUAUCCAUUUUAUUCUUCUCCAGACUUUAACAGCAUAACAAGAGUUUGGUUUAAACAAACGGGUGCCUUCUUAAACUAAAAUAAUGUCUACAAAUAAUUCUCACUGGGAAUUUAACACAGAAUUGAAGCCAGUUAACUGCAAAGUUGUUCUUCGGUGCUUUAAUACAUUCAAGUAAAGCGCAGUAUUUGCCCGAUACUGAUUUUGGAAACCUGGUGUCUGUCAUCGAAGUUAACAUUUGUCCUGAAACCUGGUGAGCUGAUAAGGGCUUUCGAGCAGAUAGGAUGGAGGGUGAAUGGAGUGGAGUACAGCAGCUUUGCUAUCAGACAAACGCUCGUGCGAAUAAGAGCUGGGAAAGACUUUCCGGUCUGGUAGGAAGGUCAUUCGGAAUCGAAACGCCAAAUACCUGAGAUUAAACCGAUUUUUCGACAAGACAAAAUGGAGCUUAAGGCCCCCCAAAAGGAGAAAAAUAUCACCUCAAGGCUGCUAUUGGAAACGCCAUUUCUAAUUCAGUCUUUUCUGAGGGGUUUUGCUUCGGAUUGGGCCUUUAUUCAGGGAACCGGCCAUGAAAUUGAUUUGUCAAACAUAUACAUGAUUUGUAAAUACAUCUGAACUGGGGAGAUCCUCAGCCAGUUUAUACCAGCUGAGGAUCCGGCCUUCUGACUAUACUAUAGUCAUUAAAUGUUUGCUAUAUUUAAAAACAAGCGAACAAAACAAUCCGAUCGCAGUCAUGUUCCUUCCACUGAGAUCUCUCUCAAGGCGCCGGUGGACUUUAAGGAGCACAGAGCCAAGGAACCAUUCUUGAUCCUAUGCGAGUCUAACUGCCAAAUGGUUUACCAUGGCUGCAAGCGCUAGGAAGAUAGUUACAGCUGUGCGGAGUUCUCCUGCAGCCAGGAAAACGUACCACCUCCUGCAAUGUGUGUCGAAAGGAGACUUCACUAGUGGAAGGAUCUGUGUUAAGUAAAUCGAGUAUCUCUUAAUACCUAGCUUAUUUUAGGACGACAACCGACUGCUCCAGGCUACAUCAGUUCUAGCCAACUACUGGCCAGUGUCAAAUCUUCUCUUCCUGAGCAAGCAACGCAAUAUACAUGGCCAUGAAGCCAUCAGCACUUAGGAAACUCCAGCUGGUACACAACACUACAGCAGGUAUCCUCAGCAAUCCUGGCUACUGUGAGUACAUCAAAUUUGUCCUCCACUCUCUACAUCAGAUUUCCAUACAAUAUUGGAUGAAGUUCAAGGUCUCAGUCCUUAUUGUAAAAGUGCUCCAUGGCCUGGGCCCAGGAUAUCUAAAAUAUUGACUAAAACUCUGGGAUGCAAACCAUAUCUGAUGACUUCACUCUUUUAGAACAACAGAAUUUUCUACCAUAAUGGUAAAGCUCAGCUGUGCUGCAGAUGGAAGUUUCUCAGGGCCAGCCCAAGACUCUGGAAUGCCCUUUCCAGGAAUUAAGGACCAUUGCAAAUCUCAUCACCUUCUUUCCAUCCUAACAGCAAGGCACAUUUAUUUGACUUUGCCUUCUCCAACCAACAUAGAGCAACAUGUGUGUGUGUGUAAAAAUCCAAAAAAAACCUACCUCACUGCUCACAUUUCUCCAACUUGGGAGAUGAUGAGAAAAAAACAUGUGACAAACAUUAGCCAUGUUGCUUAAUGCACUAUUGGAAGGUGCUCAGAUCUAUGGUGAUGCCCUUAUUUAAACUAAACUUUUUGAUAAGGUCAAAACAGAAUUUCAUUCUGUGAGAAAUUUCUUUUUGUUUUUUUCGUUCUGAUUUGAAAUGAAAAAAAAAUCAAACUUUUGGAAUUUCCCAGGGAAUAAGAAUUCUGGGUUCUGACCAGGUCUAGUUAUAAUAUUUUAGUAACGGUAAUAAAACAUGAAUUAAUCUCUUCCAAUAAUAUAGCAUUUAGAGCCAUAAUCAGAUCUUGUGUAAGUGGCUUGCAACUCCACUGAAAUAAAAAAGGUUGUCCCUCCUUAUAACAGGAAUGAAUUUGGCCCUGUCUAGUUAAAAGCACAUUU